AUGGGAAGAAAUCUGGGUUUGUUACUGGGCUUCUUUAGCUUCCUUGUUGGAUUAGCAGUUGCAGACUGGAACAUCUUGAACCAGAAUACAGGGAAGAACAAGAAUGAGUUGAAUAUAACCCUCAAGAACUACUGUGAAGCUUGGAGGAUUAAUGUGGAGCUCCACAACAUCCUCAACUUUGAGGUUGUCCCAGAAGAAUGCACAGACUACAUCGGCAGCUUUGGUGGGACGGGAAUUCAAAAUCUCAGUUCUACUGUGUGUGAGUGCGACUCUGAGUCUGAGAUGGCUGGCAGAGUUGGCUGGCUGGCUGCCUUACGCUACGAGACGCGCCGGCCGCCUUAUAUUCAGGAAUUCAAUCUGGGAUUGGAAUAG
Telopea speciosissima is the source of this 372-nucleotide messenger RNA. RefSeq lists its product as uncharacterized. The record is from RefSeq and is a predicted model, not a curated record. Lineage: Eukaryota; Viridiplantae; Streptophyta; Magnoliopsida; Proteales; Proteaceae. The coding region runs from base 1 to 372 and encodes 123 amino acids. The transcript has 2 exons.